AUGUCAGACACAACUGACAUUGCACUAGAAUAUGCCCUUCGCGUUGCAUGUCUCCACGAGGAGAUUGAGCGACGACGGCGCAUGGCAGUCCCUGCACCUCCAUCCGAUCCUGGUCCUUCCACAGUUGCCAGUAAAUCUCAAGACUCGGCUUCAGUUUUCUCUCUAGACUUGGGAUCCUUACUUGGUCGUGACAGCGUCAAGUCGCCUCGCUACCCGGAGAAGUUCAUCAAGAUCAUGGACACUUCCCUGCAACGAAUUGCAAUGGGACAGGACCCUAAACAUACAGACCAACGAUUUCGACGGUCGAUUGCAUUAUUCUGGUCAUCGAGCUGGGCAGACAAGACAUUUCAGCGACAGCUCAAGGAGUCGCGGAAGAUGGAGGAUAUUAUCCUUGCGUUCGUUUCAGCCUCAACGCGUGCAUUGAAGAAGGAGCUAGACCUCGUGGACGGCGGUUGGAAGGCCGAGCUCAACUCGCAGAUCCUCGUCUUCCUCACCCUGUUAAGCGACAAUCUCACCUCGAUAGGCUCAACAGCCGUUGAGCUUCGGAGUCGCCUCAGCACAUAUCGAACGGGUCUCCAAGCUGACAACCGGAAAAGUGUGUUGCCAGCUCCAACGGCUUCGAAAGAAGAGGAUGGCCCCGUUUUGCUGCAGUCGGAUUCCAUCAUCUCCACGAACGUGGUCGCCGAGCUGUUCCAUCUCGACAAUACGACACUCUCAGAGCGUCUACAGCCAAUCCGCCAGAUCUGCACCGUCGAUGCGGCGCUGGAAGAUCUCAAGAUCUUCCUGCAGCGUCUCAGCACCGAUCGCUCUAUCCCCUAUGGUGCGAAGGAUUUUGUGGACGAUGGCCAAUGGGCCGCCUACCGUGGCAAGGAGAUUACGGCGUUGUCUGACCUAACGGUCUCCAUGCUCAAGGCGGAUCCGCUCAUGGCCAGCGAACGGUCGGACCAGAUCGACCUGGUACGGUCGGUCGACGGCCUCAAGCUCGACGACCGUAACUUCACCUUUGUUCCUCCCGACCCUCGCGAGGUCUUUCGCCAGCUCUUGCGAGCAUGUCUGGACUACGAUCUCCAGGUUCUUCGAACUCUCCCGGAGGACCAGGAUGUGUCCUUGGGUAUCUUGUCUCCAGAGCACACGGCCCUGUUGGGAGAGUGUGCCCUGCGUUGGAGGAUCCCUCAAUCCUUUCGCGCGUGGGUCUUCUUCGAGGCGAUUGAAGACCAUUAUGAGCAAGGCGAUGUCCCCCCGGACUGUGUGUUUGAAGCGGUUGGAGGUGUGGGCCGUGCGUCACAGGAGUUCCCAGUAUCGGAUUGGGCGGCUUCUGACCAAGCGGGACUGCAAUCAGUCCUGCUUCGCCGCGAUCUCUUCUUCCUCAAUGACAUCGAGAUAUCUCUCAACGAUCCUGCCGGCUACAUGGCACCCGAGUUUCGCCAAGCAGUCAACCAUUGGUGCAACCUCGGAGCUGACAACGAUGAACAUCCAGCGUUCCAGCGGACCCAACGAGCCAUUUGCGAUCGCCUGAGACAACAAGCCUACGCCAAAUACAUUGAAGAGGCCAGUGAAAAGUACGCCCAGGAAGGUGGUAAGAACAAGCCCUUUGCCAUGGCCCUCGCAUCUUGGAUCGAGUCCAACGGCAAGCGCCUGAACAAAUGGUUCUCAGAGCCGCUGCUACCGCAAGUCGACAUCGUCGCGUUGGUACUUAAGCAACAGUUGUCGCUCUGGGUUCGAGACCUUGAGGAAGCCAUGGCCUCAUCCAAUGACCCAUCUUCCGCGCCGAGCAGCGGCUUCGAAGAAUCUCUCGCGAUGUACCACCGCGCACAGAAGCUCCAGAGCAUGGGUGUGGCGUUUGGAAUCGAUCCGUCACAGUUUUCUCUGUCCUCCAUUUUUGAGCCUGUUAUCUCGGCUUGGCUGGACGAGACCGCCGUGAAGAUGCGGCAAUGGGCUGACAACGCUCUUCGCAUCGACGACUUCUCCCCUCUGACCGCCAACGGGCAUUCAUCGUCUGUGACCGACCUCUUUGCCUCGUUCCACAGUGCCAUGUCGUUUCUUCUCGACUUGGACUGGGAUGAUCCGGAGCAGAUGGCUGCCUUCGCGACACGUCUUUCCAAGAUCAUCAGCCUCUCCGUUGACGACUACUGCACCAAACUCGAACGACUGUUCAGCGCGGAAAUGAACCAAAUAGAGAGCCACCAGUCCACGGCUAAACAGCAGGCUUGGAUCGAGAAAGCACGGAGCACCAUUGCGCAUCUUCAAGGCGACCGCAAGAUCCAAGCGUUCUUCAACUUCACUCCUGCGUCGUGCGUCAAACUCAAUAACAUCGAUGCCGCUCGACACGAACUAGACCAGCUUUAUCAGGAGAUGCGUGUCGACGAGUUCGCUUCUCUGGACGUGAACAAGCCUGUCGCAACGCCCACUCAAGUAGCCUCUCUCUUCACCAUCAAGAUCGUUCUUGGAGAGGGUUUGGUGGCCGAGGGAUCAUCUCGAGCCCCAGACGCUUUCGUCGUCCUGUCUGAUGAGCAUGGCAACAGGUACGCCAAAACACGCACAAUUUACGACGACCACGACCCGCGCUGGGACGAGACAUUUGACAUUGCUGUGCGGCGCCCUGCGUGGUUCAUGGUCACUAUUCGGCAUCGCAACCUGGCUGGCAAGCACGACCUCAUCGGGCGAGCGUACCUGCAACUUGACCCCUCUCAAUAUGUUGACCUCAUUAGCAAGGACGUCUUGCUUCCAUUGACCACCAAGGGACAUGUACUCCUGCGGGUGAGCAUGGAAGGCGAACGCGACGACAUUCAAUUCCAUUUUGGACGAGCGUUCCGAUGGCUGAAGCGCACCGAGUCCGACAUGGUGCGCCUUUUCGUUGACAAGAUGACUCCCGUUCUUCGCCACACUCUGUCGCGGAACGCCAUCAAGUCUGUGCUGAAACCCAACGUGGGAGGUAUUGAUUACAACGAUGCCCUUCGCAUUUCAAACGAUGCCAUUGGGCGCAUCUCUGCUGCUUAUCGAAACGCAGUCGGUACUGGUCAAGAUGAGUACGCCAUCCCGCUGCCUCCAUCUGAGCAGGCGAAGCCAAACGCCCAGCCCGUCAAGCGUGGCCCCUCCGACGCUGAGAUUGAGGCGGCGAUCCACCCUCUGUUUGACUACUUGGACACGAACAACCAUACCCUCGCGUCGACUCUGUCGCCAGACGCCAUGCAGAUGGUCAUGGCCAAGCUCUGGAAGCAGAUUCUCACGACUAUUGAGGCACUCAUCGUGCCACCUUUGAGUGACAAGCCGAGCAUCAUGAGGGCGCUGUCGGGAAGCGAGUUGGAUGUUGCUCUUCGUUGGUUGAAGUUCCUGCGUGACUUCUUUUACGCAGGAGGUGAUGACAGCGGAGUGCCUCUAUCGACGCUACAAAACGCGAAGUUCAACGAGAUUAUGAGCGUGCCUAUAUACUACGACUGGAGCACGGAUGAUCUCAUGGAAGAAUGCAUUCGCGGCUUCCAAAGCACACUCAAGAACAAGGCAAUGAAACCCAGCAAAUCGAUCAUUGGACAGCGCAACCUGGGCACCAUCCGAGCGCGCAAGACUGCGAAGCGCUCCGUUCCGCAAGCUGGCAAUCAUACCGAGUUGAUGAUGAAGAUUCUGCGAAUGAGGGAAGGGACGCAUGAGUUUCUAGCUCAACAGAUUCAGACGCUGAAUGCUGUCAAGCUAGAGGAUUCUGGCCGUUCAAAGAGUAAGAGCCGUCGCCAGGCUGGGAUGCGUGGAUAG
Messenger RNA from Cutaneotrichosporon cavernicola, 3744 nucleotides. RefSeq lists its product as uncharacterized. The transcript has 13 exons. Lineage: Eukaryota; Fungi; Basidiomycota; Tremellomycetes; Trichosporonales; Trichosporonaceae. The record is from RefSeq and is a predicted model, not a curated record. Bases 1 to 3744 code for a protein of 1247 amino acids.